UAGCCACUGCUCUAGCAUGACAUAGACACAAGAAAUCCUAAGUCGCCAAGAGUAACCCAGCCAGACAGAGGAUAACUCAUCAUAAAAUGGCGAUAUCGCUAGGCUUACAAAAGAGCGUAUUCACGCGCCUCGAAAUGGAAGUUUCGGACCUCCUUUGGCUUGCUAUCCCUACCGAACAAUUUUUUGACCAACUUCGUCAUGCCACCCUUCUGUUGCCCCUCUUUGGCGACUUCUGUUUCCUCUGCUUCCGCAGGAGGAGCUUGUGCUGUCGCGUUCGGGGCUACGGGUGCAGGGGCGGUCGCAUUGGCGGCACCAGUGGAAUUGGCUGCCCCAGUGGCAUUUCCAGCACCGGGGGCGCACAUGAUCGUGGCGUUUCCGGCCGCCGGUGGUUGAACAACUGUCUCGUUGGCUGCUGGCGGGGUGGCAGCCGGGUUGUCAACGUUCUUCUCCUCCUUCGCGUCACCAUUCUCGGCAGCAUCCUCAGCGGUCAUCUGGUCAGCCUUCUUAUCAGCCUGCUCAGUCGCAGCAGGGUCCGCAACAGCUUUUUCUUCCUCUCCCUUCUCCGCCGGUGGUGCUGGCUUCGGCAUCUCGGCCUCCAUCUUUUCCUCCAUCUUGGCCUCCAUCUUAGCCUCAGCUUCGGCGCCCUUGUCCGCUACAUCUUUCUCGGGCUUCGUUUCGACUUUGGCAUCUUCGGCCUUCAUCUCCGCCAUCUUGGCUUCAGCCUCAGCUUCGGCGCCCUUGUCCGCCACAUCUUUCUCUGGCUUCGUUUCGACUUUGGCAUCUUCGGCCUUCAUCUCCGCCAUCUUGGCUUCAGCCUCAGCUUCGGCGCCCUUGUCCGCCACAUCUUUCUCUGGCUUCGUUUCGACUUUGGCAUCUUCGGCCUUCAUCUCCGCCAUCUUGGCUUCAGCCUCAGCUUCGGCGCCCUUGUCCGCCACAUCUUUCUCUGGCUUCGUUUCGACUUUGGCAUCUUCGGCCUUCAUCUCCGCCAUCUUGGCUUCCACUGGGUCAUUGACGACUUUAGGGGCGUCAGAGUUGGGACGUGCUUCUCCUGGGGCGGGUGCUUUGACAUUGACAUCAGCUGGGGCUGGGGCUGGGUUGGUUGGCAGUGCAGAGACCGCCAGGAUGAUAGUGGCAAGAACGUAUGUGAUCUUCAUAGUGAUAGUUAUAUGUAGAUUGAGGAUCUUGUAAUGAUGGGACAGAGUAAAUCGAGUGAGUGAAAUGAGCACAGCUCUGGUGAAUCAAAGAAUGUAUGCGAAAGAAAGAGUGCUCAGCACUGUAGAGAUCUGUAGAAGAUGCAAAUGAAGGUGAGUUCUACAUUUUAUCCUGGCGAUGAUGAACUUUAUAUA
Messenger RNA from Pseudovirgaria hyperparasitica, 1346 nucleotides. RefSeq lists its product as uncharacterized. The record is from RefSeq and is a predicted model, not a curated record. NCBI's taxonomy places the organism in Eukaryota, Fungi, Ascomycota, Dothideomycetes, Acrospermales, Acrospermaceae. The transcript has a single exon. Bases 87 to 1172 code for a protein of 361 amino acids.